Molecule: messenger RNA, 9246 nt
Organism: Schistosoma curassoni
Lineage: Eukaryota; Metazoa; Platyhelminthes; Trematoda; Strigeidida; Schistosomatidae
Source: the annotation of a GenBank genome assembly
AUGUUAAACCCUGAGAUGUUUCUUGACUCGGAUACAGAAAAUGAUCUUAUACAAGACACAGUUGUUGCUUUCACUUCACGGCACUUGACAGAAGCGAUUGAGGGGCAAGUGUUGUACCAGGAAAAAUAUCACAAGGAAAAGAUCAAAACCCUAACAGUUGCUUUGGUUAUUUGCCUAAAUAUUGAUAUCGAUCCUCCGGAUGUACAAAAAAUUCCACCUUUCUCAAGAGUGGAAGCAUGGGUCGACCCAACCGAUGCUAACAGUCUACACGCUCUAGGCAAUAUCGGAAAAAAUCUUCAGGCUCAAUAUGAACGAUGGCAGCCUCGUGCCAGAUAUAAACAGUGCCUUGAUCCAACUUUAGAUGAUGUGAAAAAAUUGUGCCUUAGUUUAAGACGCAACGCAAAAGAUGAUAGAAUUCUGUUUCAUUACAAUGGACAUGGUGUCCCCAGACCCACCGAGAAUGGAGAAAUAUGGGUUUUUAACACGAAAUUUACUAAAUAUAUACCGUUAUCAUUAUAUGAUCUACAAAGAUGGUUAGGUGCUCCAACUGUUUAUGUAUUAGAUUGUCAAAAUGCUGGGAGAAUAAUACAUAUGUAUGAAGUUUUCUGUGAACGUCGAAAAGCUGAAGCAGCUGUAGUUGAACAAAGACAAAUGGAAUGUGAUGGUAAAACUGAUCAAUCAGAAACAUUUCAAUGCAAUCAUCAAACAUAUUCUGGAUCAAAUUUUCCAAAUAUUCAUAAUCAAGCCACAUUACCAUCGUCCUCCACUGCUCAUGUUGUCAGUAUGGAAAAUACAUUUAUGUUGGCUGCAUGUAGUAAAGAUGAAGAUUUACCACAGAAUCCAAAUCUUCCAGCAGAUUUAUUUACUGCUUGUUUAACUACACCAAUUCGUAUGGCACUUCGUUGGCACUGGUUACGUCAUCAAGAAUAUUUUCCUGGCUACCUAGACGAAUCUUUAUUAGAUCGUAUACCUGGCUCUCAUUCAAAUCGUAUGUCAUUACUUGGUGAAAUUAAUUGGAUAUUCACUGCAGUAACUGAUACAAUAGCAUGGUGUAGUUUUCCAUUGGAUAUAUUUCAGAAAUUAUUUCGUCAAGAUUUAUUAAUUGCUAGUUUAUUUAGAAAUUUCUUAUUGGCUGAACGUAUUAUGAAAUAUUAUGGAUGUCAUCCAGUGUCAGCUCCUCUGUUAUUACCAACUUAUCAGCAUAGUAUGUGGGAUGCAUGGGAUCAUACUGUAGAUCGUGUGAUACAUUAUCUACCGAAAAUGUUAAAAAUCAUUGAAGGUGGUAGCCUAUACACUGAGAAAUUAUUGCCAAUAAUAAUUCCCAACUCAAAUACGGUUGUCAAUAAUAAUAAUGGUGGACUAUUAAUGAAAACAGUCAACAACAAUUAUCCAAAUUCAAACAAAAUUACUACCACUACUACUAAUAAUAAUAACAAUGGUAAUAGUAAUAAUAAUAACAAUAAUAAUAAUAAUAAUAAUGGUAAUAAUAAUCGUAUACCAGGGCCACCUUGUCCAACUGGCAAUAUUCCAUUGGAUGUGUGUACAAAUCGUGCUCGUCAUUUUUCUACACAACAACAAACUCACCUAUUACAACAACAGUAUCAACGACAGGAAAUUCCACAAGGAAUCCACUCAGGGUUAUUACCAUUGAAACCAGUCAAAUCAACUGUUCCUUCAGUUUGCGUAUAUCCACCAAAUAAGUCACAUAGUGAUAAUAAUAACGAUGGCAAUAAUAUCGCUAUUUCACAGCAACCAUUGACGAAUCCAACUAAUCCUGACUUGAUUACGAGUUGUGAUGUUGCGUCAACCAUGACAUCAAGUACGGUGUCCACUGUGACCGUGUCGUCGACUUUCGUUUCUACAACAACAACAACAGCUGUUACAAAAUCAAGAGCAGUUGGUAAAGCUGGUCAUUUGAGAAAUCAUCCAACCAACCAAUUGAUUGAUACUCAUGAGAAGAAAUCUCAACUGAAUCAUGAUUGUCUUCAAUGUGACAAUAAUGAUCAUUCUACAGCUAAUGUACUACAGUAUGGAUUGCCUCCUGAGUGUCUUCAAACUCAACAUUAUCCAGUUACUGUUACUACUAUUACUACUAAUACUGUGACUACUGCCACUCUUAAUACAUCUAGUCGAACUUCUGAGUUAGUAUCAAAAUCGAAGGUAUUCAAUCUAUUGAGCUCGGAUUUAGUUGCCCCACCUCCAGGAUUUAAUAAUAAUAAUAAUAACAAUAACAAUAACAAUAAUAAUAAUAAUAAUAAUAAUAAUAAUAAUAAUAAUGCUGAUAAGCUUCAGUCGCAACCGGUAACAGCCAUGUUGAUUGAUUCAGAACAAAAUAAUCAUCCUCCUACUACCAAUACUACUGUUGAAUUUAUCAGUAAUGAUACUAAUGUUAGUAAUAAGGAUUUGAUUGAUAUAAAAUCAACUCUUCAUAAAGUGAAACAGAUGGAUCACUUAGAAAUUACUGAGUUUACUAAUCAAAAUACUAAUGACGAAUCCCACUUUACCAAUGAUGAUAAUAAUGAUAAUGAACCGAAAUUUCUCACUACUACUACUACUGCUAUGAACAAUAACGAUUCUGCAUCAAUUGUUCACCAUACCAUAACAAAUGAAACAGAAAAGUCAGUUGAACAAGCGGAUAACCAAAUCUCGAAGACAACGAUACCGAGCGGUUUUCAUCCUUCUCAACAACAACACCAGAACACAUCAAAUACUCAUCACGAUCAUCGUCAAAAAGAUUCAUCUAGCCGGAACAAUAAGGUUAAAUAUUUUGAACAUGAUGAUAACCAGAAUAAUGAAACCAGUCAAGAAAAAAUCUGUCAUGAGAAUAAUGAUAACGAUGAUGAUGAUGAUGUUGGUGAUGACGAUGAUUCGACAGACAAUUCUGAAACAGAUGACGACGACGAUGAUGAUGACAUUGAUGUUGACGAGGAAGACGAUGAUGAUGAUGAUGAAGAGGACGAUGAUGGUGGUGGUGACGAAGAGGAAGAAGACAAUAGGGCGGAACAAUACAAAUGUAAUAAAACUACUUUAAAUGUUCCAAAUACCAUCGGUUCAACAGCAAAAGUUAUGAAUACAACAAUAAGUCCCACGAUUACUACUACUACUACUACUACUAUUGAUAAUUGUUCUACUCAAUUAUCUUUGCAUUCAACGGAAAAUUGUCAUGAAUCGAAUAAAGUUGAAAAUAAACCAUCCAUAGGAAUUGUUGACAAUAGAACUAACCUUUUUAGUGGUAUUGGUAAUAGUAAAUUGAUGAAUAAAAAGCACGAUAAACAAUUUUCUCGUAGUAUAUCCUGUUCUGAUUUAUAUACACAUACAAAUUGUAAUGAUCAACAUGUUUCACAACCACAAAUUACACGUCAACAACAACAUCAACAACCCCAUUCGAAAUUAACACAUGAACAAGUAAACAUGAACACAUAUGAUGAGAAUAAUACUACUAAUCGAUGUCAACACUUACCACAAGGAGUAGUAGUAGAACAUCAACAAACACCAUUAAACUUGAAAAAUAAUAAUCAUGAUGGUACUGUAACUACUGAAAAGGCAACAUUAAUCAAAUUAACAGAAUCUACUAAAUUGAUGAAUAUGACUUGUAAAGGUAUAGUACUAAGUGAAACUAAUGAUCAAGCACAGAAACAAUCACAUGUUCAUGUACAAAAUAAUGAACUAAAACAACAAGAUAUAGAGAAUAGUGUAGUUGUUUCUGCAAUAAAAUGUAAAUUAAACAAUGACCUAUCAUCAAUGAAACAAGCUGAAAAUUCUAAAACUUCUGGAAACUCACGUAUUUUCACUCCAAUGAAACCUCGUCAACCACCGAUUCACACACAGUAUCCACAUGGUUAUGAAAAGUUGUACCUGUUACCGAAUAGUGGUGAUAUUCAGAAAGUGACUGGAGCCUGUCGGCAUCGAGUUAUUAGCAAUCACUCCAGCAAUAAAUCAGCGACAGUAAGCCAACAACUAGGAGGACCAAUAACAACAACUACAGUUUCAUCCGCACAGACCAAACAUAUCAAACAGUAUUUUGACUCUAGAACUUGUACAAAAUUACCAAAUGCAAAUGAUCAUUGUAACAAUAGAGUUAUUCUACCAAAUAAUGUUAAUUAUCAAAAUGAACAUUACCCGGAUCCAAAUAAAUCUCAGUUGAAUUAUUCCGACACGUUAUUAUUACCACCACCGUCAUCUAACCAACGAAUGAAUACAUCGUCAUCUACGUUAACACAAUUGUCUCAUUGUCAACAGUCAAUGACUAAUCAAUUCGUCAGUCCCACGGUGUCGACGGCUUCUACUACGGCUGCCACUACUGCUACCACCACGACUGCUACAGUUUUUUCUGGAUCAGUGAUAGGUGGAAGUGGUCCAUCGUCAUUUUUCACUAGUCAAAUGACUGCAUUCAAAAUCUGGUUACAAACGGCUGAUGAACGACGUCCUGUAGCUACGCAAUUACCAAUUUUAUUACAGAUUUUACUAAGUCAAAGUCAUCGAAUACGUGCAAUGCAAUUACUCAGUGAAUUUCUUGACUUAGGACCAUGGGCAGUAGCGCAUUGUUUAACAGUUGGAAUAUUUCCUUACAUUGUUCGUUUAUUUCAUUCACCAGUUUCAGAAGUGAAACCAUAUUUGGUAUUUAUUUGGGGCAAAAUUAUUGCCAGUGCACAAACUGAAUUCGGUCGAAAUGAUUCAGUUCGUGAUUUCGGUUAUAAAUAUUUCAUCGCUUGUUUAAGUGAUACUGAAAAUCUUUCGCCUCUUACUAGAACAAUCACAGCGUUUGCAUUAGCUAAAAUGUUGGAAAAAGAUGAAUCUGAAGAGCCUGAUCCAUUUUUUCAAGAUGUUUAUUUAAAACAAAAUUUUUUACCAAUUGUACAAACACAAUUAUUUGAUAAUACUCCAACAGAAAAUGAAGAAAUGCUUAUACGUAUGAGAUUAUGGCUUAUUCUUGCAUUAGCUAAAUUGUGGUGUAAAAAUGAUGAAGCCCGAUGGUUUGGUAUACGACAUAAUUUACCAGAAGUACUUCUGGCUUAUUUAAAUGAUAUUUCACCGGAGGUUCGAGCAGCUACAGUUUAUGCUCUUGGCAAUCUCAUUGAAAAUCAAACUACUGAUUCAUCGAAACAAAAUCAUGCAGAUCAAAUAAGUCAUGAAAUUGGUGGUCAAUUAGUCAAAUAUUCAUCACGUGAUGCUUGUCCAUUAGUACGUUGUAUGGUUGUUGAAGCAUUUCGUGGUUUAGUGAAACAAUUCGAAUCACAAUUAUGCGCUAUUGGUAUACAAUAUAUCCAAGAAAUAUAUAAUAAACAAUCUCAACAAAAAUCACACCAAAAUUCUACAAAAUUAUCAUUACAUUCAAUAACAUCAUGCCCUGCAAAAAGACCUAUGCGUCAUAGUACAAUAAGUGUAGUUACUCCACCAGGAGGUUCGGGGAACGGCGGAGGCGGAGGUCUACUCAUAUCUCGUCAAUCAGAGUUAACUUCUAAUCAUAUCACUUUACAUAGUGGUUGGUUUUUAACAAAAUCAUCAAGUCGAGAAGUUGAUCAACAACAUAACUACAAUUAUUAUUAUUCUCAUCAUAAAUCUCAUUUAAUCAAUGCACAACCACAAGCUUCGCCAAUUUUGCGCAAAUCUGUUUUCAAUCCUGGUUCAGUGUUUUUCACUGGUAGUGGUAAUACACCUAGUACAAAUAUCUACGUUCAAUUUUGGCUUACAUUAGUUCAAUUAGCUCAAGAUCCUUAUCCAGAAGUUUCUCGUCUAGCUACAAUUUUAAUACAGUAUCUAUAUGGAAAGAUUCGUGAAAAGGCUGAAUUUCAAGCUAUUUGUUACAAUUCACCAAAUAAUAAUGAUAAUAAUGAUAAAUUUAUAACAAAUGAAGAUACAACUUUAAUCUCAUCAUUGAAUACAUCAUUCACAAGUAGUAAUACAUCGAAUGACAAUGCAUCAAAUACUGUAAACGAAUUGAAUUCUACGCCUGAUAACAAUAAUUCAAGCCGUUUUUCAGAAAAUGCUUCUAUUAAAGAACUAAAUUCUAAUUCUAUUACAUCAAUGACUACUAAUUCUGCAUUACAAAUGACAACUACUAAUCCCUCCUCCAGUUCCCUUAUUCAUUCUGCACAAUUCCCUGGUCGACGACAUCAACAAACUGAUCAACGGUUACGUGUAUCUGUCACAAAUUCUCCACAAUUACCUAAUACAAUAAUCUCUAAUAACACUGUAACAUGUGAAUUACCGGCUACUACCACUAAUAGUAGUGGUAGUAAUAGUAAUUACCCGUCAUCACUAGAUACUGUACACACUCAGUUUUUUGCUUGGUCUUGUCGAUGGUUUACUCGUCCACUUUUAUCUAAAUAUGGACAAUUGAACAAUGGACAAUCGAAAAGUCAAACUACCUCAAAAAACUCCUUCGAUUAUGAACCAGUCUCAUUGGGUACAAUCUCUAUUGAUCCAAAAGCAGUCGCUUAUACAGAUCGUGUGAAUCGUUUAAAAAAACAACGAAAAAUAUCUCAUCUAGGACGUUUACAAUGGGAACGUGUUGCUGGACAAAUUUCACAUCCAUUAGUUACAUCUAAUUCAAAUGUUAACACUACAACAACUACAAUCAGUCGAAAUAUUUCAUUUUGUUAUCCAACACCUAUCACUACUACUACUACUACUUAUAAUAAUAUUAGUAGUAGUGUUGGUAUGAGUAACAUGAGUAGAAGUCGUAUUAGUCUUCGUAGCAAUGAUAGUGGUGAUAAUAAUAUAAAUAAUUCCCUAGAUGAUUAUUGUUUACAUCCUAUAGCUUUUUAUAAUCAUCAUCUCAAUCAUGGUAAUAAUAAUAAUAAUAGUAAUAAUGAUAAUUAUUGUUCUAUAUCAAGUCAAGUGAAAUUUCAUCCAUAUCAACCUCAUUUAGUGAUGAUUAAUUCAGAACGUAAAGGUGUUACAAUACAUUCAACGAAAAAUUUAAAACUUUUACAUUCAAUUAAUACAUUCACUACAAAAUCAUCAUUAUUCCCUGAUUUUCCUUCAACUAUAGAUGGAUAUUCACGUGUUGGAUACGUUACCGAUAUUGAAUUUAUAAAUGCAGAUGAAGAGGAAAGUUUGUUGUUAACUGCAACAGAUGAUGGUUACAUUCGUAUAUGGCGUAAUUACACACAUCAUCUUGGUCAAGAUCCUGAAAUUCUUACUGCUUGGAAUGGAAUAACAGAUUUAUAUCAAACUGAUUAUCCAGUUGGUGUUGUUGUACAUUGGAGUCAACAAUCAAAUCAACUUAUUGUAUCCGGUGAUACACGUAUUAUACGUAUAUGGGAUUGUUUAUGUGAAUCUAGAUUAAGAGAUAUUAAUACAGGAUCAGAUAUAUCAGUGACAUGUUUAACAAAAAGUAUAGAUAAUCAUUUAUUAGCUGCUGGAUUCAAUGAUGGUGGUAUACGUGUUUGGGAUGUACGUGUACCAUCUUUGAAUCAUAUUAGUUGUAAUAAUAUGAGUGGUAGUAGUAGUAGUAGUAGCAGCAGCAACAAUGAUAGUCUUAUUUUCAACAGUCAAGCUGAUACUGCUAGAAUUUUCAAAGUUGUCUUUUCAUCAACUAAUCGAUUAUAUGCUGUUGGUGCUAUGGGUGGAAUUGGUGCUUGGCAUUUAUCAUUUCCAACUGAGAAUAAUAACACUACCCCUACAACAAUCACUUCAAAUACUCCACUUUUACCAACUUCAUUGAAUUCUAAUUCUAAUAAUAAUAAUAAUGGUGACAGUACACGUCAUGAUCAUAUCAAUCUAUCAAAUCAUCCACGUAGAUAUAUAUCCACAGUGGUUAGAUCAUCAACAAAUAAUACUGUUAAUAAUUCUUCAACAACUCGACGAUUUCGACGUUUACCUUGUCCACCACGUUUAUCUUUACCAAUGAAUUCAUCGGUUAAUUGUGCUGAUUUAUUGGUUAAUCUAUCAUCACCACAUGCACAUCUUGCAUUAGCUGGUAUUCGUGGUCAAUCAAGUAUUUCAUUACAUCGUAUUCAAGAUGGUAGUUUACAUUCUUCUAUCAGAAAUUUUAAUAUUACUAACAAUAAUAAUUUUGGUCGUGAACAAUUUGGAACUCCCACAUGUUGUGCUUUUCAUCCAAACGAGCCAUUGAUUGCCGCCGGUUUCCAUGAUCGAACACUUGUUCUUUUAAAUGUUCAAAAUAAAUCCAUAAACAAAGAAGUAUAAAAUCAAUUGAAGACUAUUUUAUCACACAUAGAGACACACACACUUUGUACAUGAUUCAUUUAUUUCUUUUUUCAUUCAUUCUUUGCCAACUAUUCGAUUAUUAUGAAUGAUGUGUUUAUUGUCUAUUUGCAUGUUUAUUUAUUACAUAAUAAACAUGAGUAGAUUAUCAUUUAUUGAUUUCAGUUCAAUAGAAAUGAAGAGAAUCAUACUGAUCAAUGUUUUUUUUUAUUGAUCAUUGUGAAUAUCCCUGUGAUCAUCAUCAUCAUCAUCAUGAAUAGUUUUAUCGUUUCUCAUCUAAAUGAACAGAUGACAUGAAUGAAUGAAUGAGUGAAUACUCUUCGUUGUUUAGGAAUCUCCACACACACACACACACACACACACACACACACACACACACACACACACACGGAGAUAAGCUUAUUGUUUCCAUAUUGUCCAUAAUUAUUUUAACUUGUAAUUUAACUUUUGUUUCUUCUCAGUUUGUUAAUAAUCUGUUCUAGAAUUGUUUAUAUUGAAAGAAGAAAAUAAAAAAAAAUGAGAUGACAAGUUUUUAUGUUGGUUAAAUUGUUCUUUUUUUUUUCUUCAAUGUUCACUAUGUAUGUAUCUAAGUUAUGAACAAACACAUUUCUUGGUAGUAGUCGUGGUGCUCUGUGGUGGUGGUGAUGAUGAUGAGGUUGGGGUUGGAGUUUUCAUUAACUUAGUCGAUAUGUUUAACAUGAUAAAAUUGUCAUUAUUUUUUAUUGAACACUAUAAUAUUCAAUGUAAUUCAUACAUCUUCAUUCAUUCACUCAUUCAGUACCAUUGUAGAUAGAUACUGUUAUAGUUGUGAAGUUUUUAUAGAAAAGAAUCUAAGAAUUUAAGUCAUUGGAUUCAUAUUUGGAAAUGUUUUUUUAUCUAAAACAUUAAAAGCAAAAAGAUGAUUGAACUAUCUGUGUGUGUGUGUGUAUAUAUCAAUUAGAGUGACAUGGUGUGUUUUGUCACAUGCUGUUCUGCUGCAAUUUACUAUAAUCAUGAUGUUAAAAGUGUGUAUGUAUGUAUGUAUGUACGACAUAUGAAUGUGUAUAAAUACAAGUGUUCUUUUUUUUUAGUUAU